Messenger RNA from Mycetomoellerius zeteki, 1065 nucleotides. Its product is annotated as ras-related protein M-Ras. Lineage: Eukaryota; Metazoa; Arthropoda; Insecta; Hymenoptera; Formicidae. Gene Ontology annotation, cellular component: membrane. The transcript is spliced from 4 exons. Gene Ontology annotation, molecular function: GTP binding; GTPase activity. The record is from RefSeq and is a predicted model, not a curated record. Gene Ontology annotation, biological process: signal transduction. Bases 196 to 795 code for a protein of 199 amino acids.
UGCGCACGGUACUUGCGAUUUGACAGCUGCCAGCACGAAUAGUAAAAGUAGCGAAUCAUGUAAGGACCUUUCGGGUUAAAGAGACAAUUUGCCAUCCUACAAGUGUUUGCACUGCUAAAGAGACACGUUAGAAGAGUUGGCAGGAUAGGCAGACGCAGGAGCGGACGAAGAAGGAGUAGAGGAUCCAGAGGCAGAAUGACACGUCCUCCAAAUAAUGACAAUCUUAUGACCUUUAAAUUGGUUGUUGUUGGUGAUGGAGGUGUUGGCAAAAGCGCACUUACAAUACAGUUUUUUCAGAAACUGUUUGUUGCAGACUAUGAUCCAACUAUCGAGGAUAGUUAUAUACAACACACAGAAGUGGACAAACAAUGGUGUAUCUUGGAUGUAUUAGAUACAGCUGGUCAGGAAGAAUUUAGUGCUAUGCGUGAACAAUAUAUGCGGAAAGGUGAUGGAUUUCUUUUGGUAUAUUCUGUGACCGAUAAACAAUCGUAUCAAAACAUCGUCAAUUUUCAUACUCAAAUUCUGCGAGUGAAAGAUAGAGAUAUUUAUCCUAUGUUACUGGUAGCUAACAAAGUCGAUUUGGUGCAUUUAAGAAAAGUUACAGAGGAACAGGGAAGAGAAUUAGCUUAUCGUUUGGGUAUACCUUAUAUUGAAACUUCUGCCAAAGAUCCACCGUUAAACGUAGACGUGGCAUUUCAUGAGGUUGUUCGUAUUAUCAGAAAUCAACCCCCAGCCGAAUUGGAGAAAAAUCAAAAAAAGCGGCGACGUGCUUCAAAAAAAUGUAUCAUUUUAUAAGUUUUGAAGACAAACUGCGCACAUGUACAAGAAUCAAGGACCACGGUGCUGCAUCGUGCAAUGACUUUGUUUCUGAGAGAGUACGUCCUUGAGUUUAAGAAAGCCAUCAGAAAGAAUGAUUCUUUCGUUCUCCAGUAUAGGUAUCUAUAACUAUUUUCCAUCUUUUGCUGUUUAUUAUAUCAUAGCAUUAACAAGUGCUAUGAAGUAUCGUUUUCUUUGUAUUUAUAUACCGUGUAAACAUAAUAUUUAUAAAGAGUAUUUAUCGUAGAA